Molecule: messenger RNA, 2479 nt
Organism: Brachypodium distachyon (stiff brome)
Lineage: Eukaryota; Viridiplantae; Streptophyta; Magnoliopsida; Poales; Poaceae
Product: probable serine/threonine-protein kinase WNK1
Exons: 7
Coding region: 240-2282 (680 amino acids)
Biological process (GO): protein phosphorylation; intracellular signal transduction
Cellular component (GO): cytoplasm
Molecular function (GO): ATP binding; protein serine/threonine kinase activity
Source: RefSeq, a predicted model, not a curated record
UCAUCUCCAUCCCUCUCCCCCUUCUCCUCCCACAUCUCUCUCAGGCUCUCUGCCCACACACCAUGUGUGCCCACAUUUCCCUAAAUAGGUCUCUCUCUCCUGCGUCAAUCCCCUCCUCACUGCCUACCCGCUCCUCCUAGCAGCGCGAGCGCGCCGACGACGACGGACCAGGAGCCCCGUGCGCACGGCCGCGGCGGAGUGGAAGCUUUCUGCAGCGCGGCGAAGCGAAGCGAGCUAGGAUGAUGGGCGCGCAGGCCAACGCCGGCGACUGCGGGGAGUACGCGGAGGUCGAUCCCACCGGCCGGUACGGACGGUACAACGAUGUUCUUGGCAAGGGCGCGUCCAAGACCGUGUACAGGGCGUUCGACGAGUACCAGGGGAUGGAGGUGGCAUGGAACCAGGUGAAGCUGCACGACUUCCUGCAGAGCCCCGAGGACCUGGAGCGGCUCUACUGCGAGAUCCACCUCCUCAAGACGCUCAAGCACAGGAACAUCAUGAAGUUCUACACCUCCUGGGUCGACGUCUCCGGCCGCAACAUCAACUUCAUCACCGAGAUGUUCACCUCCGGCACCCUCCGCCAGUAUAGGCAGAGGCACCGGAAGGUGAACAUAUGGGCCGUGAAGCACUGGUGCCGGCAGAUCCUCAGCGGCCUGCUGUACCUGCACAGCCACGACCCGCCCAUCAUCCACCGGGACCUCAAGUGUGACAACAUCUUUGUGAACGGUAACCAGGGUGAGGUCAAGAUCGGCGACCUUGGCCUCGCCGCCAUCCUUCGCAAGUCUCAUGCUGUCCACUGUGUAGGUACGCCGGAGUUCAUGGCGCCGGAGGUGUACGAGGAGGAGUACAACGAGCUGGUGGACAUAUACUCGUUCGGGAUGUGCGUGCUUGAGAUGGUCACCUUUGAGUACCCGUACAGCGAGUGCACGCAUCCGGUGCAGAUCUACAAGAAAGUGAUCUCUGGUACUAAGCCGGAAGCUCUGUACAAGGUGAAAGAUCCAAUGGUGAGGCAAUUUGUCGAGAAGUGUCUGACCACUGCAUCCCGGAGGCUCCCAGCGAGAGAGCUGCUCAAUGACCCCUUCCUACGCAUUGAUGACAUGGCUCUAUGUUCUGGGGAUGGGGAUUACAGCCUGUUGAACAAUUAUCUGCGGCAGCCUUAUUUAGGGCAUGCUUAUAGUAAUGGGUCCAUGAUGAGUAAUGGGUUCUCUGAAAGCAUUGACGAAGAUACACCGACGGAAGAUAGAUGGGAUUGUGAAGACGACGGCUCUAAAGCUGAUGGCAUUGAAUUGUUCAACGGGCACGAAGAUGAGCCUCUUGGCACUGUGGAUAUCACAAUCAAAGGGAGAAAAAGUGAGGAUGGAGGAAUCUUCCUCAGAUUACGAAUUACAGAUGAUGAUGGACGGGUACGGAACAUCUAUUUUCCGUUUGACAUUGAGGCAGAUACUGCAUUAAGUGUUGCAACUGAGAUGGUAGGUGAGCUGGAUAUAACUGACCAUGAGGUUACUCGAAUCGCCGAGAUGAUCGAUGGUGAGGUUAGUGCAUUGGUGCCAGAUUGGACGGCAGGUCCAGGCAUAGAGGAAGCUCCAGACAGCACAUACUGCCAUAACUGCGGGUCCAAUGUGUCAUCUUGUGGUUCACUUUUUGACUACAUGUCGUCGGGUACUCGGGGUUGCCGAUGUGCAGAGCUACAUGGGCGGUUUGAGGAGAUUACGUUCCAACCCGAUGAAGAGCAAUCUGGUUUGCAGGACUCCGGAGGCAGCUCUGAUGAUGUAGGCAAUCAAAAGGAGCAACAUAUCAAAGACAAGGAAUCCAUACGCAUCAAUGGGUUUCCAAAGAUGGGUAGAAGAGGUCCUUCUGAUCGCCUUUGCUUCAGUUCAUUCCAAGAGCAGUCCUGCUCAACUAAUCAUUAUGAGAGCGAUAUCGAUCAUCCAACGAAAGGGUUCGACAUAAAGCAUGAAGUAAAGAUGGCCAAGUACAAAGCCCGGAAAAUGGCGCACUUGAGGAGAGCUAUUCAUCCAUCUCUGGACUUCGACAACUCAAACGGGGCAAGUAGGAUGAAACCUACACUGAGCAAGUUAGAAUCUUUCCAUUUAGGCAAGCAUAACAAUUUCCGCGUACCGACCUGCCAGCGAACGUCCAACCAGCACUCGGACAUGAACAAUCAAGCGUGCCAGAGCAGACACCCGGAUUGUUUGUUCACAGCAAGAAGCUAUUAUUCUGGAGCUCAGUUGCCGCCAAACCUCCCAAGAACAAAAUCUGUACCGCUGAGUGCUGUCGAUGCCUGAGAUGCUUUCUCGGCGUGUAAAUUCUAUAGAGGAUUGUACAUUCCUUUCGUUCUUUCUGUAUGGGAUAUAAAUAUAGUUGGUAGGCAAGAGACCGGAAAUCUGGAAUGUGGCUGUGGAUUAAGCCUUGGCUGUAAACUUGCUUAUGCCUUGUCAAUCUAGAGGAGCCAAUGCUAGGCUGUUGAGUGCAUUCUGCUUCA